AGCCUUGAAUAAUCUUCUGUCAUAAAGUAUACAAAGAUUUAAUGGUAUCACACGUGCAAAUUCAGCUUAUCUGGAAUGGACAGAAGUUCUCUGGGAGGAUUAGAAUUGUCUGAACAUACUUCUGGUUUACUAGGAACUACUGCCAUGGCAACUGGUCUUGCAAAUAUAGGAAAUUCUUUUGGAGGGCCGCCUAAUACUCUAGUUUCUAGAACUAAUAAGUUCCAAAACUCAUCUAUAGAAGAUGAUGAUGAUGUUGUUUUUAUUGAACCUAUACAACCUCCACAGACUUCUACAUCACUGAUAUCAGAUCAGAGAAGCAUCGCAUUUAUUUCAUCAAAAAGCGAUGAGCUUCAGGGAAAUGAUUCCAAAAUGCUUCCUUCUUCAAAAGACUUAAGUUCUCAAAAGGGAAGUAUAAGCGAGACUAUUAUUAUUGAUGAUGAAGAAGAUAUUGAAACAAAUCAAGGACAAGAGAAUAAUGCUUCCAGUUUUAAUGAGCGAAGACUUCCAGAGUGUAAACAUAGAUCCAGCGAUAUGGAAUUCUCAGCUUCCAGUUUUUCAAGAAGUAAGGUAAAUGCAGGAAUAGGUAAUAGUGGUAUAACCACAGAACCAGACUCUGAAAUUCAGAUUGCUAAUGUUACCACAUUAGAAACAGGUAUGAGCUCUGUGAAUGAUGGUCAUUUAGAAAAUACUGAAGGGCGUGACAUGAACUUAAUGAUUACACAUGUAACAUCACUGCAGAAUACCAACUUGGGAGAUGUGUCUAACGGACUGCAGUCAAGUAGUUUUGGUGUUAAUAUACAAACAUACACCCCAUCUUUAACUUCACAGACCAAGACUGGUGUAGGACCUUUCAAUCCUGGUAGAAUGAAUGUGGCUGGAGAUGUGUUUCAAAAUGGAGAAUCUGUGACUCAUCACAGUCCAGAUUCGUGGAUAUCCCAGUCAGCUUCAUUCCCUAGAAACCAGAAACAACCAGGUGUGGAUUCCUUGUCACCAGUGGCCUCACUUCCUAAACAGAUUUUUCAGCCGUCUGCACAACAGCAACCUUCUAAACAGGUUAAAGUCACAUGUGCAAAUUGCAAAAAGCCCUUGCAGAAGGGACAGACUGCAUAUCAGCGCAAAGGAUCAGCUCAUCUGUUUUGUUCCACUGCCUGCCUUUCAUCAUUCUCGCAUAAACCCGCUCCAAAGAAACUCUGUGUUAUGUGUAAAAAGUAAGGGAUAUUUUAUUCUUUGUUCCCUUA
Messenger RNA from Chelonoidis abingdonii (Abingdon island giant tortoise), 1238 nucleotides. Lineage: Eukaryota; Metazoa; Chordata; Testudines; Testudinidae. The record is from RefSeq and is a predicted model, not a curated record.